AUGAAGCUCUCUUGUUUUAUUUUUCUCCUAUUUUUCGUCUCAACUUCUCUAGCGGCCGUACCGCCGAACUCUAUUUACGAAAGAUUUCUCCAAUGUUUCAGCAACCAAACAUGCACUACUCCAGAUAAAUUAUGCGACGUUGUUUUGCCUCAAAGCAGUGCCAUUUUCACUCCAACGCUACGAGCCUACAUCCGAAACGCGCGUUUCAACACAUCCACAUCCCCAAAACCACUGAUCGUAAUCGCGGCGCGUUCUGAAUCGCACGUCCAAGCCACCGUCCUUUGCACCAAAUCUCUCAACUUCCAGCUCAAGACACGCAGCGGUGGCCAUGACUAUGACGGCCUUUCCUACGUCUCUAGCAGCCCUUUCUUCGUCCUCGACAUGUCUUAUCUCCGUAACAUAACGGUCGAUAUGGCCGAUGACGGAGGCUCCGCAUGGGUUGGAGCCGGCGCUACUCUUGGUGAGGUUUAUUACAACAUUUGGCAGAACAGCAAAACUCACGGCACUCACGGCUUUCCCGCCGGAGUUUGUCCCACCGUCGGCGCCGGAGGUCACAUUAGCGGCGGAGGUUACGGAAACAUGAUCAGAAAAUACGGUCUUUCCGUGGAUUACGUCACCGAUGCCAAAAUCGUAGACGUUAAGGGACGGGUUCUCGACCGGAAAUCGAUGGGAGAGGAUCUGUUUUGGGCGAUUAAUGGCGGAGGUGGUGCGAGCUUCGGAGUGAUCUUAGCCUUCAAGAUAAAACUUGUACCGGUUCCUCCAACGGUGACUGUUUUCCGAGUGGAGCAAACCCUAGAAGAAAAUGCACUUGACAUGGUCCAUAAAUGGCAAUUCGUUGCUCCCAAGACCAGCCCUGAUCUCUUCAUGAGGCUGAUGAUGCAGCCCGUGACGCGGAACACAACUCAGACGGUACGAGCGUCCGUGGUUGCUCUGUUCUUGGGGAAACAGAGCGAUCUCAUGUCUCUUCUGACCAAAGAAUUUCCCGAGCUUCGUCUGAAAACGGAGAAUUGCACGGAGAUGACGUGGAUACAAUCGGCGAUGUGGUGGGCUAACGUCGAUAACGCCACGGUGGUUAAACCCGAGAUCAUGCUUGAUCGAAACCCGGAUUCAGCGUCUUUCUUGAAAAGAAAAUCAGAUUACGUGGAGACAGAGAUCAGCAAAGAAGGACUAGAUUUCUUGUUCAAGAAGCUAAUGGAGGCUGGGAAACUAGGGCUCGUGUUCAACCCAUACGGAGGGAAAAUGAGCGAAGUGGCAACGACCAAGACUCCAUUCCCGCACAGGAAGAGGCUGUUCAAGGUGCAGCAUUCGAUGAACUGGAAAGAUGCGGGGACAGAAGCAGAGAGCAGUUUCAUGGAGAAGACGAGAAGCUUCUACAGCUACAUGGCUCCAUUCGUAACCAAGAAUCCAAGACACACGUAUCUAAACUACAGGGAUCUUGAUAUCGGAAUCAACAGCCAUGGACCAAACAGUUACAGAGAAGCUGAGGUUUACGGGAGAAAAUACUUCGGAGAGAAUUUUGAUAGGUUGGUCAAAGUGAAAACAGCCGUGGAUCCAGAGAACUUCUUCAGGGACGAACAGAGUAUACCUACCUUGCCCACCAAGCCAUCCUUGAGAUAG
Arabis nemorensis is the source of this 1617-nucleotide messenger RNA. The record is from the annotation of a GenBank genome assembly. Lineage: Eukaryota; Viridiplantae; Streptophyta; Magnoliopsida; Brassicales; Brassicaceae.